AAUCCAAUCCAAUAUAAUCCAAAUACAAAGAUGGCGGCUUUAGAAAUGGUAGGCUGCAAGCGGUUUUUAGAUACAUUCAAGGAGCUGUAGAUUAGUAAACUACCUAUGGCAGCAUCUUAAUAAACUACAGAAAUAUGCAGACAGAAAUGAGCAACCUUGCCUCCCUCCUUGAUAAAGCGUGCACUGUCAGCGAUGCCAGUAACACCAAAAAUGUCAUCAGAAAGGUGCACCUGCUGCUAGUAAAAGGGCGCGACUUGACUCCUUUAACCGGACGAAUUGUGAAGUUUCUGUCUUCCCAGGACAUACUGGCGAAGAAAGUAGCGUGCCUUUUUAUUUCGAGGCUGAAACAUCCACAAGAUGCCGGCCUACUUGCCAUCAACUCGCUCCUGAAGGACACAAAGGACCCCAACCCACUCUAUCGCGGCCUUGCCUUAAACACCCUGUUCGAUGUUCCAUCCACGAUGGAACAGGGAGUCCCCAGGCUUGUGCCUGCCUUAGAAGACAACAGCGCUUAUGUCCGAAGAGCUGCGGUUUCUUGCUGCGGCAAACUUUCGCGCUUCUAUCCUACCAUUGUUGAUGAGCUUGAUCUAACCGACAAGCUUUACGCAAUGAUCAGGGAUCAAGACCCCAUUGUGGUUGUACAGUGCCUUCAUAUCCUGGACGAAGUGUUGGAGUCGGAAGGUGGCAUUACGGUGAAUAAGAAGAUUGCCUGGUACCUCCUCAAACAGUUGCCAGCCUUUCACAGCUGGGGUGUCAUCGGCGUGCUUGAGUGUUUAAAGAAGUACCAGCCGAAAACGAGUGAAGAGGCUCUAAUGAUUGUGAAUGCCCUUGACGCAUAUUUGACAUCCAAUAAUGUUGCCGUCCAACUAAGUGCCUUCGCUUUAUUCCGACAUACCAUUCGUGGACGGCUUGACCACCUGCUGAGAGAGGCUAUAGGCCAAGUGUGGUCGAAGCUUUCAAUUCAACUGUCCUUCAGUGCGCAGGAGAUGGCAUGGAACAUUUUAGAUUGGGGGGAAGAGUUUUUACUUGACUACCCAGAGGUGUUCAGACCCCGCUACCGUCUUUUUUACUGCCGAUUCUCAGACUCGCCGGCACUGAAGAGAAAGAAAUUGGCCGUUUUACAGAGUCUGGUCGACAAGGAGAAUGUGUCCGAAGCUGCGGACGAGAUCUUGGGUUAUUGCACAGAUCUGGAUCGCGACGUUUGCAGGUGUGCGCUACGAACUCUCGUCAGCCUAGCCAACCAGCAUGAGGUUGCGUGCGAGGUUGUCCGUUCCCGGGUACUCCCCUUGCUCGACGUGUCGGACGAAGUGCUCGUCACGGAAGUGCUGUGCGCACUGUGUGCUUUAAGGUUUGAUAAGAAGAGUGGCUCUUUUCAAGAACGAAUCCUCGAGACAGUAAUGCAAAGGAAGUGGAGCCUGACAAGUGUGGAUGCCAAGUGCGGUGUAAUUGACUUCAUUUCGGAGCAUGGUCAGGAUUUUGCACCGUCGGUGUAUAUCCUAGAAGACUAUGCAGCUAGUAUAGAGGAGGAGGACGAGCCUGUGAAGCAGUCCCUCCUAGGUGCCACCGUAAAAAUGUUCUUUUCGAGACCAUCGGAACUGCAAGACCUUCUUGGCACUGUCCUCACUGCUCUCUGCAAGGACAGUAACCCAUUUGUAAGGGCACAGGCCAAUUGGUACUACGUAGCUUUGCUCCACAAUGUUGCAACAUCCAAACAAAUUGUCCUUGGCUCUUGACAAUUUCUCAGCAGUACCCCAGGCCACUUGUUUAUAUGUGAAAUAAAUUGUAGCAAAUGGCUUUA
Molecule: messenger RNA, 1798 nt
Organism: Ixodes scapularis (black-legged tick)
Lineage: Eukaryota; Metazoa; Arthropoda; Arachnida; Ixodida; Ixodidae
Product: AP-4 complex subunit beta-1
Exons: 3
Coding region: 135-1733 (532 amino acids)
Biological process (GO): vesicle-mediated transport; intracellular protein transport
Cellular component (GO): membrane coat
Molecular function (GO): clathrin binding
Source: RefSeq, a predicted model, not a curated record